Molecule: messenger RNA, 1488 nt
Organism: Suricata suricatta (meerkat)
Lineage: Eukaryota; Metazoa; Chordata; Mammalia; Carnivora; Herpestidae
Gene: SLC25A21
Product: solute carrier family 25 member 21
Exons: 10
Coding region: 322-1221 (299 amino acids)
Biological process (GO): transmembrane transport
Source: RefSeq, a predicted model, not a curated record
GCGGCCAGCCCGACCCCAUCCGCGAGUCUUUUCUCCCCUGAGGUGCUUCUUCGAGCCCAGGAAGCCUAGCAGGGGUGAGAGAGCGCCCCUGAAAGGGUGCAGAGGGCGGGUUCGGACCCGCGGCAGAUCACGCGGCGAGUCUGCGCCCUGAGCCACCACCUCCGAGCAGUCCCCGGAUUGCCGCCUCACACGGCGCAAGGACCUGCCCAGCCCGGCUCUCUCGAUCGGGAGAAACUCUGCAGGCCAGCCGCGAGGCCGGCAGCGAGGCCGGCGAGCUCGCCUACUCCGGUCGACCCACUCCGUAGUCCCGGGCUUUCGAAGAUGUCCGCCAAGCCCGAGGUCGGCUUCGUGAAAGAAGCUUCUCGCCAGAUCCUGGCCGGUGGCUCAGCUGGUCUUGUAGAAAUUUGCCUGAUGCACCCCCUCGAUGUGGUGAAAACCAGGUUCCAGAUUCAGAGAUGUGCAACUGACCCAAACAGUUAUAAAGGCUUGGGAGAUAGUUUUCGAACAAUUUUCCGAAUAGAAGGGCUGUUCGGUUUUUACAAGGGAAUUCUGCCACCCAUCUUGGCUGAAACACCAAAAAGAGCAGUGAAGUUUUUCACCUUCGAGCAGUACAAGAAAUUGCUAGGAUAUGUGUCGCUGUCACCAGCAUUGACAUUUGCCAUUGCUGGAUUAGGAUCUGGACUAACAGAAGCCAUCGUGGUUAACCCUUUUGAGGUAGUAAAAGUUGGCUUGCAAGCAAAUCGGAACAGAUUUACAGAGCAGCCAUCCACAAUGAGUUAUGCAAGACACAUCAUUAAGAAGGAAGGCUUGGGACUCCAGGGCCUCAACAAAGGAUUUACAGCAACUUUGGGACGUCAUGGCGUUUUCAACAUGGUUUAUUUUGGCUUCUACUACAAUGUCAAAAACAUUGUUCCUGUCAAUAAGGAUCCAACCUUGGAGUUUUUGAGAAAAUUUGGGAUUGGUCUUCUCUCCGGCACAAUAGCCUCAGUCAUUAACAUCCCUUUUGAUGUUGCCAAAAGUAGGAUUCAAGGGCCUCAGCCAGUUCCCGGAGAGAUCAAGUACAGAACCUGUUUUAAAACAAUGGCAACAGUCUACCAGGAAGAAGGGAUUUUAGCUUUGUACAAAGGCCUGCUUCCCAAGAUUAUGAGGCUUGGACCAGGCGGUGCAGUGAUGCUGCUGGUGUAUGAAUACACCUAUUCGUGGCUUCAGGAGAACUGGUGAUUGCCUACGAAGUGCUGAAAUAAUGGAUCUUUGCCGUACAGCACCGUGAGGAGGAUCCAUCAGCUCAGCUAAGAUUAUAAAUCCUCCUUCUACACUUACAUACAAUUUACUAAGGGGAAACAGUUUCUUCAAGAACAAAAUCUAUUUCAAUACUUCAAAAAUUAUCUCUAGACAAUUUGAGACCAUAGUUAUGGCCAUAUCCAUAAGGUGUGUUAACUGAUCAGAGAAAUCAGGUAUUUCAUAAAAUUGCUUGUAUGACCUCUAUUC